CUGUGAACAGAACGCAUGUAAACUGGUCUUUGUUGUAGUCUUUGGUGGCGAAGGCACUGGGUGUCCCUGCUAACAGGGUGGUGGUCCGGGUGAAGAGGAUGGGCGGAGGCUUCGGGGGGAAGGCGAGCCGACCCACCAUGUUGUCCACUGUGGUUGCCGUCGCAGCAAACAAGCUGAAGAGGCCCGUCAGGUGCAUGUUGGACCGAGACGAGGACAUGCUGAUCACUGGAGGAAGACACCCCUUCUAUGGGAAGUACAAGGUGGGAGGGCACCCCCUGCUGGUGAUGGAUCCUUCAGCAGCUGCACUAGUUCUUGUAGCAGUAACGGUAGUUUUAGAAGUAGCAGUGUUUGUUCAUUGUCCUGAUCAAGUCCUCUGUCACAAUUGGCCUUGUGUGGGUCAAUAAAACCAUAUCAAACUGAAUUUAACUGGCAUUGUGCUGGUUGGUAGGUUCCUUACACUGGUUAGUAGCAACAGAAGAGUCCACUGAUGUCUUUUGGUGAUGAUUUUUGUAUUGGCAUCUCGAGUCUCCCAUAUGAGAAAUC
Molecule: messenger RNA, 543 nt
Organism: Monopterus albus (swamp eel)
Lineage: Eukaryota; Metazoa; Chordata; Actinopteri; Synbranchiformes; Synbranchidae
Product: xanthine dehydrogenase/oxidase-like
Exons: 2
Coding region: 99-404 (101 amino acids)
Biological process (GO): xanthine catabolic process
Molecular function (GO): xanthine dehydrogenase activity; iron ion binding; molybdopterin cofactor binding
Source: RefSeq, a predicted model, not a curated record